Meloidogyne enterolobii is the source of this 948-nucleotide messenger RNA. NCBI's taxonomy places the organism in Eukaryota, Metazoa, Nematoda, Chromadorea, Rhabditida, Meloidogynidae. The record is from the annotation of a GenBank genome assembly.
AUGCAUGGAAUACCCGAACGAAUGAAGAAAAAGUUUAGUGAAGAAAGGAAUGUAGAAGAAAAUAAAAUUAAAUCGACAACUGAUGAGGGAGAGGAGGGAAAGGAAGUGGAAGGUGAAGAUGAAGAAGAGGAUGAUGAAGAUGAAGAGGACGAAGAAGAAAGCCCUUCUAGUGCAGAAAAGGGUUAUGUGGCUAUUUCUCUUUAUUAUUUGGAUGGUCCUGUGAAUAAUAUUUGUUUGAAGGCACAGGUAAAAGAUGUUAUUAUAAGGCAGAUCUCUAUUGAACGACACUCAUUAUUACGAUACUCACAAGAUAAUUCUUUUGGCCGAUGGGCAUUAUUACAUACGGGCACUCAAAAUUGUUUAACCGUUACUCGAGGAAGCGAAUGUGAAUUAGCUUUAAAUGACCGUAAUAAAGUCAGCAAUUAUAUCCGUCAAAACAUAGGCAAAGUGAUAAGGCUUUCUUUACUGAUCGAAAUGGAUUUGGCUCAUUUUUGUGCUGAUACUUACUUAAAUGCAGUCUCUCCUACACCAAUACACUCUUUUUUAACAGCUAAUUAUAGAGCUAGGGUUAGCAGUAAAGUUUGGAGAAAAUGCUCUAAUCGGAGGUUUCUCCGUUUGAUUUUCUUUAAAUCCCUCAAAUUUUACAGGCCAAGAAGCGCCUCAGAUGGCCAUCACAAAAUGAUAACUGGAAAUAGAAAGCUGGAUUUAGAAAGGUCGUUUAAUCGAGUAAUGGAUAGAGAAAGGGAAAGGCGUGAAUUAGAAAGGUGUUAUUCGAAUUAUGGAAGUAGAAAAGGCUCUAGAAGACAUUCACAAAAUGAGGAAUUAAUUUUGGAAGAAGUCUCAAUAAUAAAUAAUAUUGAGGGACAAAAUAAAGAGGAAAAGGUAGGGAAAAUGGUCUUCAAAAUAGAAUACACCCAAUAUAGAUACCGAAGUUUUAUCAAAGAUUAG